Durusdinium trenchii is the source of this 919-nucleotide messenger RNA. The record is from the annotation of a GenBank genome assembly. Lineage: Eukaryota; Dinophyceae; Suessiales; Symbiodiniaceae.
CGUGCUUCUAUUGAACCGCAGGCAGUAUCGAAUCAUUCACAAAACUUCACGAAAUUCAGAGGAUUACAUAUGAUUAUUACGUUUGCAUUUUUUUGCAAGUUCAAUCUAUUUGACAGACUUAUUGAGAUCCUUCGGCGGGUAGCCACAUAGCCCGAGUCUUCAGUGUUGGUUUCUACGCAGGCAGGUCAGUUGGAGAUUCAGCUAAACCACCAUAUAUAUGUUGAAUUUGAUACACUUGUGGAGGAUGCGAUGCAAAGAUGGAAAUGACGUGAAAGGGCAUGAAAGGUCUAAGGCAACAUCUGCCAUAUGCUGUCGUCAACAGACGCCGUGCAACGCCGAAGUCAAGGUCAAGAUUCAGGAAAGAAGACUUCGACUUCGACUUUCGAGGAAUGGUCAUUCUCAUACCACUGUGAACCAGCGUGAACCGUGCUGUGGCACAAUGAUGGCCUUGGGUGUCCAUGACAAGCACAAAGCCUGCAAAAGGCUUCCAUCAGACAGUGAGUUUGACAGCCAGCUCGACUUAUUGGGAUUGGUGCACAUUGAUGGCAGCAGUGAUACCACAGUGAAAACAUGUGUGUUAUUCUGUUGAUUCUAUUGUACGUAAGGGGUUUGCCUUGCUGGACCUGCUGCAGCCUCUGCAACUCACAAGCUUACAUUUGUGUACACUUGUUAGCUUUGUAUAGGGAGUACCCACAGCAGGGAACGCAGGCGGUGCCAAUCAAGCAUGCAUUUGGCUUCUGUGGUGGGCAACACCUUUACAUAUAUCGGCGGUAUCAAGAGGUUUCCUGUAUGUCAAAUUGCGGAGGCUGGUCAAACCCAGGCGCCUCCGCGUAGUGGCCGAUGAGACCAGGACUACUGCGGAUGAUGAUGCCUUCAUUGUGGCUCCAGCGUCCAACGGUGAUGCGGAUUGUAAUCAAAA